Molecule: messenger RNA, 2315 nt
Organism: Leptopilina boulardi
Lineage: Eukaryota; Metazoa; Arthropoda; Insecta; Hymenoptera; Figitidae
Gene: modSP
Product: modular serine protease
Exons: 8
Coding region: 140-2188 (682 amino acids)
Biological process (GO): proteolysis
Molecular function (GO): serine-type endopeptidase activity; protein binding
Source: RefSeq, a predicted model, not a curated record
AUUCCCAGUAUGUAUAUAUUCUCGAGGCAAGUUGAUGUUUUGUAUCCGCGUACAUCUCCACUGAUUCAGAACCAGUGACAACUUAAGAACCAAAGAAGUAGCAUUCAAUGUUAAUCACAAAAAUCAAUUAAUUUUUUCAAUGGAUAAUAGACCAACUAUUUUCUUUUGCGUAUUACUUUUGGCUAUCAAUGGUAAAGCAUCUCCAGCCAAUGACAAUAGAAAAUCUUGUGGUAAUUUUCAAUUUAAAUGCCAAAAUGGAGAUUGUAUUCCACAAGAUCGUCUCUGUGAUGGACUAACUGAUUGUUCUGAUAAAUCAGACGAAACAAGAGAGGCUUGCAAAACAAUGAGAUGCAGUCCUUAUGUUUUUAAAUGUGAUUAUGGUGCAUGCGUCGAUGGUGAUUCUAUUUGUAAUGGAAUAAAAGAUUGUGCUGACAAUAGUGAUGAAACAAUAUCAUCGUGCACGAGAAAUAAUGGUACAUUUGGAGAAUGUCUUUCAAGUCAAUUUAAAUGUACAAGCGGUCAAUGUAUUGACAGUACAUCACUUUGCGAUGGAACUGUUGACUGUAGAGAUCAAUCGGAUGAAACUGCAAUUGCCUGUGGAUCAUUUCCAUGUGAUGCGUACGUUUUCCGAUGUGCAUAUGGAGCAUGCAUUGAUCUUGAUUUACGAUGUAAUGGUGCUGUAAAUUGUGCUGAUGGUUCCGAUGAGGAUCCAUCUUUGUGUGCUAAAGGAACAACUGCUAAACCAAAAAUUACCACAAGACCAACAUCACCAACUCGACCAUCUAGACGACCUAUUACUCAAAGACCAACGGUCGAAAUUACAAAGAGGCCAACAACUGAAAUUACAUGUCCAGUACCAUCGCAACCACAAAAUGGUCAUUAUAAAUUAUACAAAAGUCAUUGUUCAAGUGGUGAUCAUUGCGAUGUAAGUCCUGGUGUUCGUGCAUUAGAAAAAGGAACACAAUUAAUUUACAAUUGUAAUUCGGGAUUUAGAAUGGAAGGAUACAAAGAUGUUCUCUGUGGUCCCGAUAGAAAAUGGUUACAUAUUCCAAAAUGCAUUGAAAUUCGAUGCCCGGGUUUGUCGUCAAUUUCAAUGGAAGCCUAUUGUGUGCAUAACAAUAAACAUGUUCCAUGUGAAGAAUCAGUUCUUCCGUUUACAUCAGCCGAUUUACGAUGUCGUGCAAGUUAUCAUCAGGAGCAAAAUCGUUACAGUUUACCAAUAAGAAAGGAGAGAGUGAUUUGUAAUGAAACUGGUCACUGGUCACCAGAUCCAAUUGAAUGCGUAGCAGAUUGUGGUAAGGCUGCUUUAAAUGUUGUACAAUUAAUUGUAAAUGGUACACUGGCAAAACCAUCAGAAUUUCCAUGGCAUGCAACAAUGUAUAGACAGGAUUAUGGAAGUGGUGAAAAACAAUUUAUAUGCGGUGCAUCAAUUAUUCAAGAAGACUUACUGAUAACUGCCGCCCAUUGUGUUUAUGACGAAUCAUCACGUCGACUGUACGAUGCUUCACGAUUUUAUGUAGCAACGGGAAAUAUUUUUCGAGAUUAUGACGCUCCCUCCCCUUAUGUUCAAAGAAAAAAGGUGAAAAAUAUCUUCAUUAGAUGCACAUAUCGAGGUUUACAGGGACUUUAUGCGAAUGAUAUUGCAAUUUUGGAACUUAAAGAGUCUUUUACAUUUACUGGACUCUUAAUGCCAAUUUGUCUUGAUUAUCGUGCACGAUUGGGAAAUAAACCAGUAUUAGAAACCGGAAAUUUGGGACGUGUUCCGGGAUUUGGAAGAACGGAGGAGGGCUCGACAAGUUAUGUUUUGAGAUCAAUUUCUGUUCCUUAUAUUUCACAGCAACAAUGUGAAACUGCCGCUGCUGAAACUGAUAGUGCAAGUUUCAUUACAGCUGAUAAAUUUUGUGCAGGCUAUACAAAUGGUUCUUCCGUGUGUGACGGUGACAGUGGCGGUGGAUUGGUAUUUAAAGAUAAAGAAUUAUGGUUUCUUCGUGGAAUUGUGAGUGUUGGAAUUGGUGCAAAAGGUGAUAAUGGCGAAAGAACAUGUAACAGUUACACAUAUUCUUUAUAUACAGAAGUUGCAAGUGGAAAUUUAGAUUGGAUCGAGGAUGUUAUUCAAAAUUUACGAAGCAAUAAAAAUUAUCCACAAUGUCAUGUAGAAGAACCAGUAAAAUUUUACGAACUUUACUAGAAUAGUUUUCUUUUCCUUUUUUUUUUUUUUAAUGAAAUAAAAAUUUUCCCACCUUAUUUUUACUUUAUAAUAAUCAUAGAAUAUAUAUAUAUAUAUACAAUUUUACUUAAUUUUUGUUUUUGUAAAA